UUAGCUUGCUGUAGUGUCAAGGUUACUUUGGUCACAAGGUAAUUUAUAUUUACAAGUUAGCAAUCUGACGUUAUAACCAUUACUAAAAAGAACUCUCGAAGCAAAUCAUAUAUUUACAAAUGUUUGUAACACAAUGAACCAGCUUCAGAUGCGCUUCAUCCUCAAGUGUUGAUGAUCAUUCUCGAUUAUUACCGUCUUGUGUGAAAGUUAAGAGGUUAGAGGUCUUUACAGUCUCCAGCGCCAACACGUGUGUGAUGAGAUUACACAAAUAUACUUAGACAUGGCUGCUAUUUACUCUGGCAUCCAUCUGAAACUGAAAAACCCUCGCACACCCUGGCCAGACAAACUAAAACUUGCUCGAUUUGCAUGGAUAUCAACACAGUGUCUUCUUCCUAAUAAAGAGCAGGUUCUGUUUGACUGGGCAAGUCAUGCCCUCACUUGUUUUUACAAUAAGAAGGUGGAUGUACCCUCAGAGGUAGUGGAGGGAUUAUGGACCUACCUAGAUGAUAUCCUUCACAGCAGGAAGCUUCAUAAUGUGCUGAGUGAAGGAAAAACCAUUAGCCUUCGUCUCACACUAGCACAGAUUAUCAAUGACAGGAUUUUGGACUGUUCUUCGCAACUCGAUUCUGUCAGUUUCCACACCAUUCUGAGCUGUUGUCAUGGCAUCUUGACCUCCCCGGUACUUUCUGUGACCUACACUGCUAAGUAUGAAUUGUUAGUGGAGCUCUUGAAUCGACUCUGUGGCUUGUCCAGCAUGCAGCUCAGGCAGCAGAAAGAUGAGGAGCCUCUCUCUCUCAAGGUCUUUGAGGUUCUCCUUCUUGUUCUCAGCACCUAUCUAACAGUGCAGAAACAGCAGGCAAACUCCAACCGAGUGUUUUCCCAGGUAACGGCACACCUUCUUCAUCCGCUUCUCCUGCUCAGACACCUACUGAGCACUAGAGUAUGGACUGAGAAGGAUGAUGUAAAGAUUCGUCAGAAUCUAAGCAAGGAAAUCCGGAGCAAAGUGGACGUGGUUCUUCAAUCAGCGCUCUUCAUCCCUGAUCAUUUGCUGUCCUAUAAGGAAGAGGUUUUACCAUUGGAGGAUAAAGCUGGGGGCAAAAAGAGCCAUGCGGGAAAGGGCUUGCAAGGCCCUGUCAAUGUGAUUCUUUCGAAACUUAGCGUCCAAGGAGCUAACGAAGAGGAAGAGGCUUUAUUUUACACCGUUAAGUCAAACUCUCUGCCCCUGCUAUUUAAAUUUGCCUCAGAUACGUUUUGUAAAGGGGGAGAAAACAAGCAAGUAAUCUUCCACCUUAUGACUAAACUCAUGACUGCUUUGGGAUUCACAGAUGAGCUUGAUAUUGAUGAAAAAUUUAGUGCAUCGAACUGGGGUAUUGCUUUAUUAGCUCUGGAGAACCUCCUGAACUCCUGUUUGGCUGGCGAUAUCUAUAAUGUGGCUGCAGACAGAAUACAACACAAAGAGGUGCAAUUGAAUUUCUACAGGAAACUGGCUCGCCUGUUAUUUAACAAUACACAGAUGGGCAUCCCAGCUUGGUACCGCUGUCUCAGAGCUCUGCUCGCACUGAAUCACCAUAUCCUGGAGCCAGAUUUAGAUGAGCUCCUUUCAGCUGUGUGGGUUGAUGCAGACAACAUGGAAGUACGUGUUAGGAAAGCCAGAGAAGCACUCGUGUCUGCCGUCUUGCAAACUUAUGCCAAACUCCGACAGCUGCCUAAACUUAUAGAAGAGCUGCUUGAUGUAGUGUGUCGGCCUGCAGCGGAUGAACUGAGACCACCGUUGUUGCCCGAAACGAUACAAAAUACCUUGAGUCAGUGUUUGCUUGACAAUCCUCCGAGCCAAAAUCUUGAGAUCUGUUGGCUCAUUUUAAAAAAGAUGCAGUGCUGUCUUCUCCCUUACAUCCGAGAUGAAGCAUCGGAUUUGGCAUUGAAAGUGUUUUCUUUGAGUUUGCUCCUCUACGCUGUACUCUUCAGUUUCAAAACCCUGGAUAACAGCACCCCGGUGCCAAUCGUGAAGAAAACUCAGAGUUUCAUGAUGGAGAUGUUGAAGGUCGUUGAAGACCUUUUGAAGCAGAAGCUUGUCACCGAAGGCCCUUGGAUGGAGAAGGUCCAAGAGGUGACUCUUCUGCUUACUCAUACUUGGGUUGAGGUGGAUACACUCUUCCAGAUUCACUGUUCUAAAUACACAUCUCUGGCCGCCUCACAGAGUGGCACCUUAGUAGACAAAGCCCUGACAUUAAGGCACAUAGACAGUCCACUUGGUAAAUUAUUACAGAAUCUCCUUGCGCUCCACAAGCUGAAGAUACACAUGCUCAAACCAUUGACUGAAACAUCAGAAGCAUCAAAAAUGGCUCGGUUUAUUCUAAACAGGCAAGAACUAUCAUCAAUGAUGCUUGAUGCCAACCAGAGCUGGGACUUUCAGUUUUGCACUGUUAAUGCCAACAGUUGUAUAGCUGCCAAUUGGUUUCUUGUUACCUCCAACCUUCCAUUAAUUGCUCCUUACCUCAAACCAAAUGACACAUCUGUUUUUGCAGAAUGCAUAUUGAAGUCUUUGCUUCAGAGUUUGGAUGCCUCUGGAAGCAAUUUGGAGAACACUGGCAUCUCUGUCUCCUUAAUAUCCAGGCAAUUACUCGAGAGUCCUGUACUUUGUGAGUUCCCUGGGAUUUUCUCUGCAGUGAUAAAGUGCAUCAUCAAGGCAUUUCUUGGACAGCUUGGCUCAUCACAUGUUCGGUUAAUCAGUCCUUCGUUUUUGAAGCCUCGAGUUGAAGAUGAAGACACAAACAUGAAGAGACUGAAAGCCAUUGGACAGGAGAUGUCAGACUCUGUCAAAAUGAAAACCUCUGUGUCUCUAUCUAAAACUCAGGUAGAUGAAUUACAGCAGCUGCUCAAAGUCACAAGUAUGCUGAAUGGAAAUGCAAUGUCUCCUGAAGACUUCUCAGAACUUUUUCUGACUUUGUUCACACUGACUUCUUGCAUUCAGUGUGAUCUCUCUGCAUCUGUUGGAUUGCUCAAAGAGCUUUUUAGCAUUAUGGCUUCACUCCUGGUGGUUAAAAACUCUCAAAUGAUCCUGAAAGUUGUUCAUGGAAGUAAUCUGUUAGAGGCAACUAUGACAUCCCUCUUUUCUCGGAGCAGCAAGGGGCUCUUCAAGGGUCUGGAUGGCCAGAUCUGGUUGUCUUUCCUUCAGUCAGUCCAAGACUUCAUUCUCUCCCUAAUUCAGCUCAUAAUCGACCGGAAAAGCAGCAUGUGUCUCAAUCUGGAGAAGUUUACCUCCUUCAUUGUUGAAAGUAACCUCACCGCAGGAAUUCUAGAUGCGGGGGAUCUCUGCUCGCUACAGCUCCAUCUGGUAACUUUAAGCAUGCUUUGCAAAGAAAUGAUCACAAGCCUUGACAAGAAUAAACAACUGGAUCAGACUCUGACUCAUUUGUUAGAGAAGACCACUACUGUCAUGGAGCCAGCCAUACAGGCCAUGCUAAUGCACAAGGGAAGUAGACAGAGCCAGUCCUUUUCAAUUGAAAUGGUAACAGUCAUGAUCAGGAGUGAACUAGCAAGAGCCUCAAUCUCUGAGGACGACAGCCCGGUGAAAAUAUCCCACAUGGCUUUCUACCGGAGCUUUUGCAAGCAGAUCUUAAAGGAACUCAGCCCAGCACCUCGGCCUAUGGACUUCCUCGUUUCAUCAGUUAACUACCUCUCUGCGUUCUACAUGGCAGCUGAAAAGACCAAAGCGAGAGAUCUUGAAGAACUCCAUAUUAAGAUUUUGCAGAAUAUCCAUGCGCUGCUGUCAGGAACAUGGUUGUCAUUAUCAGACGUGAAGGAGCUGGAGGGGCCAGUAAAGGUGCUGCUAAAUCAGCUGGUGUCCAGCUGUUCUCAGGAGCAGUUCCAUCUAUUAUUGCUGAUGCUCAGAGAGGGGCUUUUACCAGCAAAGAUUGAAGGAGGCCACUUCACUGAGGUUCUGUCCACUGUAACUUUUAUAAAGCUGCUCGCCUGUUGUCUGUUUCCAGAGCAUUGCUCAAAGGCUUUUUGGCUCAUCACUCCACAAAUCAUGUCUACUCUCAUUUUUGUUAUAAAGGAGUCCAGCAAGAUGCCUUCUCUGACCCGUGCACUGACGUUACCAGCUCUCGAGACUUUGACUGUCCUGCUCCAGCAGGGUAAAGCAAUGAUCUCCAACCCACACCAUGUCAUUGUGGUUUUGGGCGCACUGCAGUUUGUGCCUCUUGACAGUCAUUCCGUGGAGGACUACCAUGCUGCUUUUGAGGCCAUCCAUGAAGCUCUGUUUGUAAUUAUCCACUGCUACCCUCAGGUUAUGCUGAAGGCUUCUCCCACCUUCCUGAAUUGCUUUUAUCGCUUGGUUUCAUCAGUCAUGCAUGAAGGCAGACAGCGGGGUGACUCUGACAGAGCUUCUGAGAAGGACAAAGAGAGUUUUCUGAAGUGUGCCAUGCUGGUGGAGAGGAUGUACACUCAUAUUGCCAAUGCUGCUGAAGAUUUCACAGUCCUGUCCUCAUUCAUUGUUGCACAAUAUGUCAGUGAACUGCAGAAGGUGACGCUUCAACCAGAAAUUAAAGCACAUCUAACAGAGGGCAUAUACUGUAUUAUGGACCACUGUGUUGAACAAGACAUUAAGUUUCUGAACACCACUCUUCAAAUGGGUGUGAAGGAAGUGUUCAGUGACCUGUAUAAUAGUUACACACACUAUCACAAAUCUCAAAGGCAAGGGGAAGAAAAGUACACCGUCUAAAAAAGGCAUCCUCUACCUUCAAAAAUACGUCUGUAAUUUCUAAUGUUUACUUCUAAUUAAUCUGUUAUAAAAAUAAAUGUUUUUCAGUGUUGUAUGAUAGUGUACCCAAAAGUGAAAAUUGUCAUUAUUUACCCUCAUGCUGUUCCAAAUGUGUAUGACUUUGUUCUGUGAACAAUAGAAGAUAUUUAGAUAUAUUUUUGUCCAUACAAUAGAAAUCAGUAGGUGUUCUGCAGAAAAUAAAGUCGUACAGGUAUGAAACAGCAUGAGGAUCAGUUAAUGAUGACUAUUUUGGGUUUUACUUUAAAUAAGAAAAAAAAAAAUCUUUGUUGUGACCAUUUAUUUUGUACAUCCUUACUUUUUGUAAUUGACAAACAGUUUUUUUUUCUAAGGAGAACAGUACAUUUUUGUUCUCAGACAAACCCUAUUAAAUAAAAGACUAAAGUUAA
This is a messenger RNA of Labeo rohita (rohu), 5169 nucleotides long. It is a transcript of the gene urb2, whose product is annotated as URB2 ribosome biogenesis homolog. Gene Ontology annotation, biological process: ribosome biogenesis. The record is from RefSeq and is a predicted model, not a curated record. The transcript has 10 exons. Gene Ontology annotation, cellular component: nucleolus. The coding region runs from base 281 to 4723 and encodes 1480 amino acids. Lineage: Eukaryota; Metazoa; Chordata; Actinopteri; Cypriniformes; Cyprinidae.